Messenger RNA from Saprolegnia parasitica CBS 223.65, 1611 nucleotides. RefSeq lists its product as hypothetical. The transcript is spliced from 4 exons. Bases 1 to 1611 code for a protein of 536 amino acids. Gene Ontology annotation, cellular component: cytoplasm; chromosome; nucleus. Gene Ontology annotation, biological process: double-strand break repair via homologous recombination. Lineage: Eukaryota; Oomycota; Saprolegniomycetes; Saprolegniales; Saprolegniaceae. The record is from RefSeq and is a predicted model, not a curated record. Gene Ontology annotation, molecular function: ATP binding; nucleic acid binding; 3'-5' DNA helicase activity.
AUGUCGCACAUUGGCCUUGGCAUGCGGUUGCUCGCGCGAUGGGAUACGGCGCGGUUCCCGUGGUCGGCGAUGGCCCAGCGGCUGCUACCGGGACUGGCAGCGAACGACGCAGCGACCUUCAAGCCACUUCAGCAGGCCGCCGUGAACCUUGCGCAGCGGGGCUUUAGUCUGUUCCUGCACCUGCCAACCGGCGCGGGCAAGAGCCUCUGCUUCCAACUGCCCGCGCUGCUGCCUGCCGCGAACCGAGUCACGGUCGUCGUGUCGCCGUUGCGGUCGCUCUUGCAAGACCAGCAAGUCACAUUGGCGCGCCUCCAGCUCUCGGACCGUGCCUGCUUUCUCUCGCCCAAGAACGUGCCGACGGCGCUCGCGCCCGAGACGCGCUUCUUGUACACGACGCCCGAGAUGCUACUCACCAACCCACGAGCCAACGCCCUUGUAUUGCGCCUGCUGCACGAAGAUCGUCUCGCGCGCAUCGUCAUUGACGAAGCCCACUGCAUUGUCGAGUGGGGCAGCACGUUCCGGCCCGCGUACAUGGAUUUGGCUCGGUUGUACCGAACGCAUCUGCCGCAGAUCCCGCUGACGUUUCUCACGGCCACCGCAUCCAGCGAGCUCAUUGACGCCACCGCGCGCAUCUUCCAUGUCGCGCCGACGCCGCUGCCAGCACUAAACGCGCCACCGUCGCCGACCUCGAUGGUCCUCCUGCAGCACUUGACCGACCGGGUGAAUUUGACGCUCCACGUCGUGCCCAAGCCAUCCCCCGCACCGCUUCUCGCACUCGACAUCCUCCGCCGCGUGCGCCACGAGCCAAGCAUCGUGUACGUGCUGUCGCAAAAGGACGCGGAAGCGGUCGCCAAGUCGCUCGUCUCCGUCGGCGCGCGGGCACAGCCGUACCACGCCGGCAUGUCGGACGCCGCACGGAAGAGCGUCCAGUACCAGUGGACGAGCGGGAAGAUCUCGAUCAUCUGUGCCACUGUCGCGUUCGGGAUGGGCAUUGAUCGGUCCGAUGUUCGGCACGUGGUGCACCACGCGCUGCCGCUGUCGCUGGCGUCGUACAUGCAGCAGAUUGGCCGUGCAGGCCGCGACGGCGCGCCGGCCGUCUGUACGCUCUACUACGACCCGAAAGACGCUUCGCGCGCCGCCUAUAUUGCGAGCGGCGACGGGUUCGUGGACGCAAGCACGUCGCACGGUCUACGUGACGUCAUCGAGUUCAUCGAGGAAAGCGGCUGUCGGCGCCAAGUGCUCUACGCCCACUUUGGUCACACACUGGACGAAGCGUGCUGUCAAAACUGCAACUGCGGCGUCUCGGUCGAGCUGCCACAAGAAGCGCACGAGACCGAUCGUCGACGCGGCGCCGCAUUUCGGUCGAGUGACGCCGCGCGGCAAGGCGCGUACGACCUUGAGCGCCUCUACCACACGCUGCACCAGACGCUCCAGCGACGUCCUGGCUACCGCAAAGCCAACGUCCUCUCGCGCAAGACGAUUCAGAGUCUUUUGGACCUCCAACCCGAGUGCGCGGACGAUCUGCAGCUCGUGCGCGGUCUCAACGACGCACAGAAAGCGUUUGUUGCCGAGCAUCUGCAUUUAUUCCAGACGACGCGAGGGCGAGCGUAG